Messenger RNA from Saccostrea cuccullata (small rock oyster), 3687 nucleotides. RefSeq names its product protein still life, isoforms C/SIF type 2-like. The record is from RefSeq and is a predicted model, not a curated record. Gene Ontology annotation, molecular function: guanyl-nucleotide exchange factor activity; protein binding. Bases 1 to 3534 code for a protein of 1177 amino acids. Gene Ontology annotation, cellular component: synapse; membrane. Gene Ontology annotation, biological process: activation of GTPase activity; positive regulation of axonogenesis; small GTPase-mediated signal transduction. The transcript is spliced from 20 exons. NCBI's taxonomy places the organism in Eukaryota, Metazoa, Mollusca, Bivalvia, Ostreida, Ostreidae.
AUGCUUUUUCACCGACAGAGCGGGGCCAUCAGAAAGGCGGGGUGGCUGGUGGUGAAGAAUUGGUUGAUUCACAGGAAAAGGAAGUUAGAGCUGGCCCCGCGGAGGAAGUGGAAGAGGUACUGGGUGUGUCUGAAGGGGACAGUACUGCUGUUCUAUGACUGUAGUGAGGAGACGGCCAUAACAGAAGACAGCAUACCACGGCAUAUACUGGUGAUAGAGGGCGCCAUAGCACAAGCAGUACCCGAACAUCCAAAACGGGACAACAUCUUCUCAGUCAGCACUGCGUUUGGAGAUGCCUAUUUGUUUGAGGCGACGUCCCCAAUGGAACAGGAGAGCUGGAUCUGUGCUGUUCACUCGGCCUGCGCUUCGUCAUUUGCUCGGCAACAUGGAAAGGAUAACACAUUACGACUGAUGAAGAGGGAACUUCACAAACUGGAAACCAACAUUGACGUCGACCUAAAGAUGAGGAAAAUGGCAGAACUUCAGUUGACGGUCGUCACGGAUCCCAGAAGUCGACAGGCCAUUAUCAGACAGAUCGGCCAAUGGGAGGAAAAUCUGGAAAAGCUAUUUAUAGAACAGUAUCGCUUCCGCUGUUACAUAGCCUCGCUCCAGGGAACGGAACUUCCCAACCCCAAGGUUCUGCUGGGCAGUGCCUCCAAGACAACCAAGUCCAGUCUGGGUCGUCUGGGUGUUUUUACCGUGACAUCCUUUCAUGCUCUGGUCGCGGCCAGGAAACCCCUGACUGUCCCCAACAUUUACGGACGGGGGAAACACCAGGGGGGAAUGUUGUCACCGAAGGGUGAUGGGACGUUCAGGUAUCACCGGCGUACGAUACACAACCAUAGCCCUGACACACAUAUGGUGUAUAAGGCCACAGAUAUAGAUGAAGUGGUGGCUGAUCUUUACAUGGACAGUCCCGAAAAUCUGUCAACCGUGUCAGAUGGGGGAUCGCUAGCGGAGACAGUCGCGCUGCCGAAUAAUCAGACUCUGCUGAUUAAGGUGAACAAACAGAGCACGGCCCAGGAUCUUCUGGAAUCGGUCUGUAACCAACGGCAAUUAGACCCCCAAGAUCACUACGUACGGAUUACACAAUCUGACACGCCCCCCAAUACCUACAUAGUGCUGGAUCCCAAAGAUAACAUUAAAAAUAUGAAGUACGAGUCUAUAGAAGUCUGUCAGAAGUCCGUGGUACAGCUACACCUCAUGAAGUCCCCGGGGGACACAGAGUUCGGCUUCACGGUAGAGGCGGAGCUCGCCGAGGACUUUGAUAAAGACGACGAACUUCGACUGUAUGUCAGUCAAGUCACCCCAGGAAGUGUGGCACACAGAAGUCAGAUGAGUAUAGGAGAUGAGAUUCUAGUCAUUAACAGUAAAAUUGUCUCAGACCUGGACAUGGUGUACAUUGAGACGCUCCUACAUGAGUCUAAGUCCUUAGUCAUCACGGUCCGAUCCCUGAGGACCAAUCACAGCCAGGCAGCUGUAACCGGCAGCCAAUCAGAAAUCAGCAGUAUGAUGUGCCCUCCGCCCCCCUCACAGUCACGUAUCCCAGAAAACAUCAUCGAAAAUCUCACCGUGCCAUCUCCUCAAGAAAGUUGUUCUCCAGAUGAAGUCGAUUGUCUCAGAAAACCUGGUUCCUUGCCUGACUUGGCUGGUUCUCAGAUUGAUCAACUGCUUAAGAAUGCAGAGCAGGUGACAUCAAUUUGUCGGACGGAGAGUGAACCUAACGUUCUAGAUGGUCACGUCCAUCAAAACUCCAAAUCACUGUCCGAGGCUCAGAAACUACGUAAAGUUAUCAUGGAACUCAUAGAGACAGAGAGGGCAUAUGUCAAGGACCUGAAUUGCCUGACAGAGCAGUACCUGAUCCCGCUGCAGUCGGCGACCUUUUUGACCUCAGGGGAGAUUCAGCAGCUGUUCGGGAACAUUCAGGAGAUUGUGGCAUUCCAGCGGCAGUUCCUGAUCAGUCUUGAGGAAGCCAUACAGCUACAGGGGGAGUUCUUCCAGACCGAGGAUCCCAAGGUCUUUAGGGAUCUUGAACUCAGGAGAGUGCUGUUUUCCUUGGGAGGUUCAUUUUUAUAUUACGCCAACCACUUCAAGGUGUACAGUUCAUUCUGUGCCAGCCAUAGCCGGACUCAGAAAAUACUUAAUCCAGUGGCAAACGAUGCCCUGAAGGCGUUCCUUCACGCUCGGAAUCCAGAACAGCAGCACUCGGCCACCCUGGAGUCAUACCUCAUCAAACCUAUACAGAGAAUCCUUAAGUACCCGCUACUGCUUCAACAGCUGUGUAACCUGACGGACCCAGACACGGACGAACAUCAUCACCUGUCAGAGGCCAACAAAGGAAUGGAGGCUGUUGCAGAACACAUUAACGAGAUGCAGAAGAUCUUUGAGGAAUACGGGACAGUGUUUGAUGAGCUCUGUAAAGUGUUCAGGGACACAUACCCACACAAAAAGGCUGUAGAUUUGAGUGUGGGGGAGUUACAGAUGUAUGGAACCGUGGAAUGGUGUAACCUCUGUGACAGUUUGGGAAAAAUCAAGAAAGGCCUGGACCUAGAGAACAUUGUGUUUGUGUUCAGGUCCGGUGUCGUCUUCGUCUGCAGAGAGAAAAUAAAAAAGAAAGUCAAAACAAAGGACAAGAAAGGGGUGGCAGAAGUAUACGAGUGCCAGGAGAGAUUCCGAACUGUAAUUCCAGUACAGGAAGUUCAGGUGCAGUCUGGGAAGGUUGGAGACAUGGACGGCCAUUACUGGUGGGACCUGAUUCACAGUCGCUCUGACAAGGAGGGGCGCCCCGAGAGGGUGUACGAAUUCUGUAACAGUUCUGCAGAAGCCAAGUCUGAUUUUAUGAAGGUGAUUCGUCAAACAAUACGUGAGAGUGUGCGGAAGAUGGCGCUGCCUAACGGAAACCAGACGCAGAAUUCUUAUGUUCCAUACGGAGGGAAGCGGUUAGAGUCCCUCAACUCCAACAUUCGAACACUCAGCAAGAAAAGGGGAGGUAAACCUAGCCAAAGCAGUGAACCCGACCGCCAUUCCCUGGAGUUCGAGGAAAAAGUGACGGUUUAUCUCGAGCAAUCAGAACCCACAUUCAGAACCAGGAGUAAGACUCUGGGGGAUCUGACGGAUGAAAACAGUCUAGAAGAGGCGGGGCCAGUAAGUAGACCCGCCCACUUGACAGUUGAUGGCUCCGCCCACUUAACAGUUGAUGGCUCUGCCCACUUGACUACUGACAGACAGAGCGUUAGUUCAUCUACAUCAAGUCUCAGUGUCUCUAGUCGUAACUCAGCCAAACUCACACAGGCCAGCGCGAACCCCGGACAAUUCUCCUCCAAUCUCCCCCAGGAAACUAAUUCACCUAUCUGGAAACCAAGAAACGAGUCUAAUUUAGUCUAUGUGAAAACUAACCCCUCCCCUAGUUCUGUCAUGAAUUCUAGUCUUGUGUCUAAUGUUAACAGUGAUAGAUUGAGUAUAGUGCAACGUAGAAGCAUAAAAGACACACCCAUUUCCUUACCUUCAGUCCCACUGAAAGACACUGAGUGCUGAAAUUAGCAUAUCAUGUUUCAUAUUCAUGAGUUUGGUUGAUUUGCAUAACAUGUUGCAUAUUCAUGAUUUUGCUAAAUUUGUAAUUGUGUCAAUCAAAUUGUUGUUUGUUUUUUUUUUAAAUUCAUUUAAACUUCAGUAGAUAAAACAAGAUGA